Synchiropus splendidus (mandarinfish) is the source of this 2464-nucleotide messenger RNA. It is a transcript of the gene msantd2, whose product is annotated as myb/SANT-like DNA-binding domain-containing protein 2. The record is from RefSeq and is a predicted model, not a curated record. The coding region runs from base 8 to 1624 and encodes 538 amino acids. The transcript is spliced from 4 exons. Lineage: Eukaryota; Metazoa; Chordata; Actinopteri; Syngnathiformes; Callionymidae.
AGUCAACAUGGCUGCGUCCGGCACCGCGGAUCAUUCUCCAGAGAUCUCGCCGCCGCUCAAGAUCCCCAAAACCGAGGUGCCAUCACCCGAGUCGGAAGACCUGAGCGAUAGCAACCAGUAUCAGUCCACCCCCUCCACGCCGAACCGCUUCUCUCCUCUGAACGUCGGUUCCGGAGCGGUGGGCCGGACGGCGGCCUCGUCGUCCUCCAACAGCUUCACGGCUUGCCGGGGGAUGUCGUGGACUCCGUCCGAGACGAACGCCCUGAUAGCGGUGUGGGGCACCGAGCGACUGACGGAGGCGCGGAUGCAGCAGCUGGAGGUGGCUGGCACCGUGUUCUCCGGUAAGGCCCCCGGUCCGGCCAUGUACGAGCGGGUGUCCAGAGCCUUGUCGGAGCUGGGCUACGAGAGGACGCCGUCUCAGUGCCGGGAGCGGAUGAAGACACUGCGGCGCUGCUACAGCCGGGUGAAGGAGCACGGCAUUGGCAAGCGGAAGAGCAGCUACACGAUCGAGCAGCUGGAGAAGGUGUUUGGUCAGGGGGGCUGGGAUUCCCAGAUCUGCGCCCCAGUCCUCAUCAACUCCAGCGGUCUGUACCAGGAGAUGGAGUCUGACGGGAGCACUCUGGAGGACUUCUCUCAGGAGGACUGGUGCAACCAGGUGCUGGACUCGGACUUCCAGGAAGGAGACGUGGAUGCUGAAGAAGUUCAGGUGCCAAAGCACAGAGCUCUCCUGCUUCAGAACGAGCUGUCUGUACAAACCCAAAAAAGGGAGAGCAUGGAGACGGUGAUUCGCAUAUUGGAGUCAGUGCCUCUCCAGUGGGAACACUUCCAGACCUGGACAGAGUUCUCCCGGCUGCACCUCUCCAACAAGCUGGCUAUUUUCGGAGUGGGCUACAACACGCGCUGGCGCGACGACAUUCGCUACCACUACGCCGAGAUCAGCUCCCAGGUGCCUUUGGGCAAGAGGCUGCGUGAGUACUUCAACCCCGAAAAGCCAGAGGGGCGCGUGGUCAUGACCAAGGUCCAGAAGAUGAAUUGGAAGAAUGUUUACUACAAAUUCCUGGACAUCACCAUCAGCGAAGCUCGCUGUCUGGAGCUGCACAUGGACGUGGACUGGAUCCCUGUGACCCAGUCCAGAGCUACGGGCUGCAGCACACGCCCGUCUCACUACCUCCUGCCAGGAGACAUUCCUAAAACCUACGGACUCUACGCCAUUGGCUAUGAGGCGACAUCGUCAGACCAGACCUGCGGCCAGGACAGCGAAACGCCUCGGUCAGAGAACGGCUGCGAUGGACCUGUGAAAGGUGACCGAGCUAAAGUCACCUACUGCUACCUGGGCAUCGCUGAGGACAGAACUAUACAGCAGAGUCUCUUCCAGCACUUUCAGAGUCCCAGCAAGCUGCUUGUCCAGCCAUCGCUCGUCACCCGCUUCCUCCAGGACAACUCCUGCGUCACAAGUGAGGAUGAGCAACCAGUGGAGGGCGCCACUCACCCUCUGCUCAUCUAUGUCAAAUUCAUCGAGGUAGAGCUUGACUUCCUGUCGGCCGGCUCCCUGGUGGAGUGUCUGGAGACUGCGGUGGGCUACCCGCUCAAGUUUAACGCCAGAGAAACCUGCCGACCAGAAUGAUGCCGACCUGCACCUACAAGGAAUCCUAUUUAUUCUGUUAAAUGUGCACUUCAAAAGUUCAGCUGCUUGUUCUAUGUAAAUGUUGCCUCAUCAGGGACGUCACGGUGACGAUUGCGGCCCGUCUACCUCAGUGAGACGUGUAGCGAACCAGGUGCCAAGCUAACUGAGUGCAUGUUAAAACUGCCAACUCGGCCCGGUCUGAAUUUUGGUUGUCCUCUGCAGGUGGAGAUGCUCGAUAGAAGUUCAAUCCAGAGGCAACAUGGCUUCUGUCAAAGAAAAAUCCAGUGGGAUUUUUGUUUUGGCAUUGAAUUAUAACCGAGAAGGAAACGUGUAACUUCAAGUAGUAAAAGACAACCAGGAAGUGUUCAGGAAAAAAAAGAUGACUCUGAAAGUUAUCAUGUCCCUAUAUCAUUGUUAUCGAAACAAUGACGCAUCUCCAGCGCCUGCUGAAGAAAUCUCGAGUGCGGUGGAGAAUCAGCGCUUUAGCAUCUGUGGAACCGUGAAAGCGCAGACAGGACUUUCUUGUCACCAGAUUAUAUGAGGGUAUGUGCAAUGUGCCAUGAGAUCAAUGUCCAUGCUGAACUGUCGAUAACUAUGUCUAUUAAAUCUACUUGAUAUAAAUAAACAUCUUAUAUAUAUAUAAAUUAAUAUAAUUUAUUCAAGAUUAUUUUAUGUUCAGGAGCAUUCCAGGGUUUCAGAUGAACUUGCCACAGUCCAUUGUUCUGAGCAAGUCAACGUGAGCUUCUCUAGUGUUGGACACAAGGUUCUGUGUGAUUGUUUCUGCUUCACCGUCUUGUAAGUUUACAUGUUUGAUGACCAAUAAACGGCUUUUCGCUGCCA